GCCUCUUCACUGGACUAAACCCAUACUUGCUUUCUUUCCCUCUCUCAGCCAGCACGGUGCGCUGGACUCAGAAGGAUUUGCUUUGUUUCCAAGCUAUGAAACCGCUGCUUCUCUGAACCCCAGCAGAGGAAGGACAGCCCGCAUGUUUCACUAAACACAAUGAUCACCCUGCAGCUGCGCUGGAUUCACAAGGGCUUGCUUUGUCUCCAAGCUAUUAAACAGCUGCUAGUCAUACAAGUUUGGCUGCAUGUCUGCGUUGCAGUUACAGUGCCCCGGUCUCCAGUGACGUCACCUCCCGGCAGUGAUGUCACUCUCGACUGCUCUUUCUCCUAUAAAGCGGGGGCUGAUCUCACCAGAGUGGUGGUUGUCUGGCGACGCCCUCCUGCCGAUCAUGUCGUCCACAGUUUCUAUUACGGUCGAGACCAGCUGGCUCUGCAGAAUGAAACCUACAGGAGUCGGACCCAGCUGUUCCCAGAGCAGCUCAGUGUGGGGAACGCCUCCCUCAGACUGAAACAGGUGCGGGGGGAGGAUGAGGGCUGGUACACCUGCGCUGUUACCAACCAAGUGGAGAGCACCAGGGGAGACGUGCGGCUCAUAGUGGCAGCUGAAUUCAGCGAGCCUCAGCUGGUCAUUACUGACCGUCCGGACAGUCCAGACAAGGCUCUCCUGAGCUGCAUCUCCACAGGAUACCCCAGCGCUUCAGUGAAGUGGCUGAAUGAGACAGGAUGUGACAUCACAGAGAGCAGCAGGACUAGCCAAUCCCUGGCCAGGGAUGGGCUGGUGGAAAUCACAAGUCACAUUCUAGUGUCCAGGGGUGCUAAUUAUACCUGUGUUCUUACCCACAGCCGACUGAAACAAACCCUCAAGAAGACGAUCACCUUAACAAAGAAGGGUUAUCCGGACAGGCAUCGCAUUGUUUUGUGGGUUGUCUUGACAGUGGUAGGGGUAGCACCAGUGAUCAUUGCAAUCUGUCUGCUUUUCAAGCGCCGCUGUGAUGCCAGCACAUCAACAGAUCCAACAGAACAACAGAACAUGCCCUGUCUGAUUUAACGGGUUCCAGGGGUCCAUCAGACAUGUAAAAGUAUCACAUCUCAGGGAGUUGUUCUCGUACAUUGCAGUUGCUUUAUUAGCAUCAGGGCAUUAUAAAUGAUUCAUGUCGGGUACAUCAGUGUGUCUUAAACACCAAAGCAUGGUACUGCACUUAUACUGUACAAAGACAGUCUGUGAACAUGAUUGCAAACGAGCACUGCACUGUAAUACAGCAUUUUGCAAUUUACUAAAUAGUAUUCCAAAAUCGCUGCUUGCCCUGCUUUCUCAGUCUGUACCGAUCACGUGACUAACUGUAAACUUCAUUUGACUUUAUGAUUUGGUUAAAUUGGCAUUUUGUCCUCUAAUUUGGCUUCACUGUUCUUUGCAUAAUUUGGCUUUUUAUCUUCCAAUUUGGUUGUUUUCUUAUUUACUGUAUUCUUUAUUUUGCUCUUACU
Messenger RNA from Acipenser ruthenus (sterlet), 1484 nucleotides. Its product is annotated as CD276 antigen-like. The record is from RefSeq and is a predicted model, not a curated record. Bases 160 to 1050 code for a protein of 296 amino acids. The transcript is spliced from 5 exons. NCBI's taxonomy places the organism in Eukaryota, Metazoa, Chordata, Actinopteri, Acipenseriformes, Acipenseridae.